This is a messenger RNA of Stylophora pistillata, 1504 nucleotides long. RefSeq lists its product as uncharacterized. Gene Ontology annotation, cellular component: membrane; voltage-gated potassium channel complex. Gene Ontology annotation, molecular function: potassium channel regulator activity; calcium-activated potassium channel activity. The record is from RefSeq and is a predicted model, not a curated record. Gene Ontology annotation, biological process: detection of calcium ion; potassium ion transport. Lineage: Eukaryota; Metazoa; Cnidaria; Anthozoa; Scleractinia; Pocilloporidae.
AAAAAAUAUUAGCUAACCAACGGAAACGUAAUAUAGGACUAAAGAAUGUAAACACCGACGGACGCUAUCACCUAUAUGUUGCAAAUCAUGGACCGAAAUUAGAAACUCUUCAAAGCUUUUUGUAGCAGACUUCAACGGCUGUCAAUAUCACCUAGUGCAGGCAGAGUAAAAACCGCUUUUGAGAAUCACAGUGUUAAUAAUUCAUAUAGCCCGUAAGACGAAGGAAACGUUAAAAAUCGAGGUCACUUUUAGACUUUUGAUCGAUAUUUCUGACUGCGUUAAUUUUUGAGGUUUCUUAAACAUGCUAAAAUUGUCUUGUUCUUGUUUUUCUUUGACGUAUCAAAAUACAAGAGAUGCAUAAUCAAAUAUUCAAAAGAGGGGAUUGUGGCUUUGCUCUCUCAGGCAGCCGUAUUCCAAAGCAAGUAUAGAAUUUUCUGAGUAUAGUAAGCAUCCCAGUAUUUCUUUUGGAUCCGACCCAAAUGAAUGUUUGUCGGCCGCUAAAAGCUGAACUCGUCAAGAAAGUGACACGCGUAGCCAAAGGAAUCCUUGUGACUUCAGUCUUGUCUCUACUCCUCGUUUUGGUUCUGGUUACCCUUCCAAAAAUCGAAAGUUCAAAAUUUAAAUUGGGAGGCUGUACUGUCACGGCGACAAAGCUAAUCACAACUCACGACAAGAGACUUCAAUGCGACUGUAUCAAACGGAACAGCAAUUCAAAAUGCACAAUUUAUUAUCCUUGUUUGCAAAUUUAUGUGUCCUUCAACAAUCGAUCAGAACAUGAUGCUUUAGCCGUGAAAGACCGUCGGCAAAUUACUAAAGAGUGUUCUUAUAUACUCAGAGACUCCGAAUGUGGAACAACUGAAGAAGUUUACAGAAAUGUGAACGGUUUCCUUGAACGAUGGGGCUUGGUAAAUUCGUCUUACAAAUGUUAUCAUAACUCAAGGAUUCAAGAUCGGGUGAUUUUAACAAACAAUGCAUUGGAUACUGUUUUGGCUGUAGCCUUGACUCUAAUUUCUUCUGUUGGAGUAGCCAUUGGUUUGGCUUUGUUUUGUUUGAAAAAACAGAUUAGUUUGAUCAUACUGAAGCGCGCCAGGAGACUCAGAAUAAAUGAACAGUUGGAUUCCCUUGCCCAGGGUUCAGCGAGUGAUGACGAAAUGGAAUAUUAAACUAUUCCAUUUCGUCAUCAGUCGCUGAACCCUAAUGAGAGACAAAGCACAAUGGUGUUUACGAGCUAGCAAGGCUCGGUGGUUGAUGAAGGGAACCAGCUACACUCCUUGUAGUGCUCUCAUCUCUCACAAACUUAUGAAUAUGAUCAUGAUGCGCAAAGUUUAACUUGAAUUCACCUCUGUGAUAUUAAUAAACUAAAUCCAAGUUCUGAAAACCCGACUCUUGCUCGGUAUCCAACGAAAAACGUAUUAAAAAGCCUAAAAAUAUGGACAGCGGACUCCAUCCGACCUCUGUCACGUGGUAGCAAAUUACUGUUCGAAAUUAGAAACUUCAAAACUUA